Messenger RNA from Mesorhabditis spiculigera, 378 nucleotides. The record is from the annotation of a GenBank genome assembly. Lineage: Eukaryota; Metazoa; Nematoda; Chromadorea; Rhabditida; Rhabditidae.
AUGGAUGGGGGCGAUGAGACCGGCGGCGACGUAUAUCCCUACACGACCACUGCAUCAUCCAUGGGCUCGCUGCUAACUGUAUUCCUUGAUUAUGUCCCCGAGCAGUUUUACUACUUUAAUCGCCCGCAAGUGGAAGCUGCGCCGGAUCCGUUUGAGUCGCAAACCGAGAAGACCGCUGAAGAACAUCAAAAAGCUGCCAUCAAACCGGCGAACCUCAAGCACAGCAACAACAAGAAAUGGAAGCAUCGAAACCGGAAGAUUCUAAAACACGGCAUAAGCCACAAGAAAACCGAGCUUCAAGAGCUCAGCCCACUCAAGCACAGCCAGAAGAACCUGAAAAAGUGGCCGGAAGUACCUCGCGCCCAAGCGUCAGGCCUG